UGAGUCUUAUCUUCUCUUUACUCCCCUCCUUUAAAUUCUAAAAAAAUCCUAUAAUUUAAAUAAGUAGAAGGUGAAAAGUGAAAACAUUAUUUAUUUUUCCAAACCGACACAAUUGUAUUCUUAGUCCAUAGUCCAACGAGACCGUUUUGUGUAAAAAUAAUCGUUUAGUAUAAGUUUAAAGUGGUAAAACUUUUUAAAUUGUGUAACAAAUUUUCUUGUAUUCGUAUUUAAUAAGAACAAACUGAAGAAAAUGGGUAAAGUCAAGGCAGGAACCGUUGUAGACAUCCUGGGAGAUGAAAUGACUCGUAUUAUAUGGGAUGCUAUAAAGGAGAAGCUUAUUUUGCCAUAUUUAGAUAUCGAUCUUAAAGUCUAUGACUUGGGAAUAGAAUACAGGGACAAAACUAGUGAUCAGGUUACUAUAGAUUGUGCAGAAGCCGUAAAAAAAUAUAAUGUAGGUAUUAAAUGUGCCACCAUUACACCCGAUGAAAAACGAGUUGAAGAAUUUAACCUGAAGCAAAUGUGGAAGUCACCAAAUGGAACUAUUAGGAAUAUUUUAGGGGGUACAGUAUUUAGGGAAGCAAUAAUUUGCAAAAAUAUUCCUCGUUUGGUUACUGGCUGGGAGAAGCCUAUUAUUAUCGGAAGACAUGCACAUGCCGAUCAGUAUAAAGCCACUGAUUUUGUAGUACCUGGUGCUGGUAAACUAGAAUUAAUAUUUGAAGGUGUCGAUGGUAAAAAAAUCACACAUGUUGUUCAUCAGUAUAAAGGCCCUGGAGUGGCAAUGGGAAUGUUCAACACUGAUGAGUCCAUCAUUGCUUUUGCUCAUUCGUCCUUCAAAUACGCCCUUGACAGAGGCUACCCCUUGUAUCUAAGCACAAAAAAUACAAUUUUGAAGAAAUAUGAUGGAAGAUUCAAGGAUAUUUUCCAGGAUAUUUAUGAGAGAGAAUACAAGCCUCAGUACGAAGCCAAAGGUAUAUGGUAUGAGCAUAGGUUGAUUGAUGACAUGGUUGCCUAUGCUAUGAAAUCCGAAGGAGGUUUUGUAUGGGCAUGUAAGAACUACGAUGGCGACGUACAGAGCGACUCAGUUGCUCAAGGUUACGGCUCUUUGGGCCUGAUGACGUCAGUAUUAAUUUCCCCCGACGGCAAGACCGUAGAGGCCGAAGCAGCCCAUGGAACGGUCACUCGCCAUUACAGGAUGUAUCAGCAAGGAAAAGAGACUUCGACCAAUCCGAUCGCUUCGAUUUUCGCUUGGACCAGAGGGCUUUUGCACAGAGCUAAACUGGACGAUAACGCGGAUCUAACAAAAUUCGCCAACACUCUGGAAGAGGUUUGUAUCGAGACUAUCGAGUCUGGAUUCAUGACUAAGGAUUUGGCGAUAUGUAUUAAGGGAAUGAGCAAAGUGCAACGGUCUGACUAUUUGGAAACAUUCGAGUUUAUCGAUAAACUGGCUGAUAAUUUGAAGAAAAAAUGGUCUUGCUGACUCUCGAAGCUUUAAAAAAAAAUGCACUGAAAGAAAUUUAAAAAAAAAUCUAUUUUACUAUACUUAUGCUUUAUUAUAUGUGUAUUUUUUAAGCUUGGACUGUGUGUAUUUUACAUUUGUAUUCUAAAGUGAAAAUAAAAGUAUAUUUAUGAAUGUG
Messenger RNA from Sitophilus oryzae (rice weevil), 1634 nucleotides. RefSeq names its product isocitrate dehydrogenase [NADP] cytoplasmic (gene Idh). The transcript has 7 exons. Gene Ontology annotation, molecular function: magnesium ion binding; NAD binding; isocitrate dehydrogenase (NADP+) activity. Bases 251 to 1477 code for a protein of 408 amino acids. Lineage: Eukaryota; Metazoa; Arthropoda; Insecta; Coleoptera; Curculionidae. The record is from RefSeq and is a predicted model, not a curated record. Gene Ontology annotation, cellular component: cytosol; peroxisome; mitochondrion. Gene Ontology annotation, biological process: isocitrate metabolic process.